Molecule: messenger RNA, 7120 nt
Organism: Sorex araneus (European shrew)
Lineage: Eukaryota; Metazoa; Chordata; Mammalia; Eulipotyphla; Soricidae
Gene: SAMD9L
Product: sterile alpha motif domain containing 9 like
Exons: 2
Coding region: 204-4958 (1584 amino acids)
Cellular component (GO): cytoplasm
Molecular function (GO): protein binding
Source: RefSeq, a predicted model, not a curated record
CACAGCCUCAAAGAGUCAGAAGCUCCGAGACCAGAAAAGUCUUUACAACUUACACCUUCAUUUUUGAAAAGAUUCUGAUAAUCAACUCUCUCCUAACCAUCAGAAGACAAAGAAGAAAGAAAAUGUUAAAAUCAGUCCUUUCAAAUUUCUGAUUAAACGUGGAAGUUUUCAGAAAAAUCCCGGAAGAAAUUUGCAGCAUUGCUAUGGCCAUGAGUGAACAUACAAAUCUACCUGAAAUGACCAAAGACUGGACCAAAGAAGAUGUUAAACAAUGGGUAACAGAAGUUCUUCAGAUUGAUGAGGAAUAUGGACAGAUUCUGCUCAAUGAAAAAGUGUCAGGAUUAGCCCUGCAAGAAAUAACUGAGGAGGACCUUAGAGAAAUGGGACUUCCACGAGGUCCAGCACUUUUGAUAAAACGGACAUAUAACAAAUUGAAUAAUAUUUCCCCUGAAAGUAACUCCCCAAAUUCUAGACCAUUAGAUUCUACAAAUGUCUCCAAGAAGAAAAGCAAAAAAAACUCACAAAAUACAAAAGAGGAAAAAUUAGUGUCAUCCAAUAGUGAUCAUGAUCUAAAGGAGUCAGUAAAUACCAAGGAACAAGAAUCAGUUCCUAUAGAAAAGGAUUCAUUAGACUAUCAAGCAAUACCUGAAGACCAAAAGGGUAAGCUAAAAAAGGAACAGUCCACUUGUGUUCCAUAUCCUUUUGAUCAGUUUCAUGACAGUCGACGUUAUGUAGAACAUCAGAUUCUACAACCUGAAACAGGACCACGUAAUCUCAUAGACCCAAUACAUGAGUUCAAAGCCCUCACAAAUACAGAAUCAGUUGAAGAAAAAGACAUUAAAAUGAAAUUCAGCAAUGAAGUCUUCCGAUUUGCAUCAGCUUGUAUGAAUUCACGGACCAAUGGCACCAUUCAUUUUGGAGUUUUAGACAAACCGCAAGGAGAAAUUGUCGGUGUGAAAGUGACCAGGAAAGAUUCUUUUAUUGACCACUUCAAUAAAAUGAUCAAACAUUAUUUUGAAGAUAGUGAAAUCAAAGAAGCCAGGAAAUGCAUUCGUGAACCCAGGUUUGUGGAAGUCUUACUGCAGAAUAAUACAUCGUCUGACAGAUUUGUUAUUGAAGUAGAUGUUAUCCCAAAACACUCUAUAUGUCAAGAAAAGUAUUUCUACACCAAGAUGCAAGAACUAAAAGAUGGAAUAUGGAAACAAACUGAAAACACUUCACUGUUUGUGAGAGAAGGAGCUAGCACUAAAGAUAUUUUGGCCAAUGAAAGGACCCGUGAUGCAGGUUUCAAAGCAUUUUUGCAAGAUUUAAAGUCACUAAUAACAAUGAGAAAAGAGGCUGAAGAAAAAGAUGAGGUGAAAGUAAAUAAGCAGGAAAGUGAAGGACAGAAGUUGAUUAAACUUCUCAUCGGAAAUCGAGAUUCACUAGAUAGUUCAUACUACAAUUGGUACAUUCUUGUAACAAAUAAAUGCCAUCCAAACCAAACAAAGUACUUAGAUUUUCUGAAAGAAAUAAGCUGGUUUGCUGUGCUGGACUUUGAUCCUGAAUCUGUGAGUAAGGGGGUAGUAAAAGUUUUCCAAGAAAGUCGAGUAGCAAAUCAUCAUUUUCCAAGUCAAUAUGUGGAGGGGAAAUCCACACAAAAUGAGACCGUUUGUAGCCUGAAUCUUUAUCAACAAACCAGCUGGAUUUUCUGCAAUGGCAGAUCAGACUUGAAAGGUGCAGUAUAUAAACCUCUAGAACCUCAUUUAUGGAAUAAAAAUAGAGCUUCAGAAGUCACAAAACUGAUAUUAUUUCUCACAGAUGAAAGUAUAAUGGCAAGAGGGAAAUUUCUGGUAGUAUUUCUAUUACUCUCUCCUGUAGAAAGCCCAGGAGACCCACUCAUUGAAACUUUCUGUGUUUUCUAUAAAGCUCUUAAUGGAAUGGAAAACAUACUGUGUAUCUGUGUAAAUUUAGAUAUUUAUAAACAAUGGAAAGAUCUACUAAAGGCAAGAUUGAUAGAGGAAAGUGAAUUAGAAGACCACACUAUUUCCACCUUAAAUUUAGAAUUCCUGAACAGCACUAUCCUGAAACUAAAAUCAGUGACGCGAUCAUCAAAAAGGUUUUUGCCCUCCAAAGGGUCUUCUUCAGUUACCCUUGAAAAAAAAGAAGAGGAUACUUUUACUACACUGGAAAUCCUCUGUGAAAAUGAGUGUAAAGACACUGACAUAGAAAAAAAUGCAUCCAAAUUUCAAGAAUUUAUAAAAUCAAAUGAAGAACAGUUUUAUCGGGGUAGUAAAGUAUCUUGGUGGAAUUUCUAUUUUUCUUCUGAAAAUUAUACUUCAGCUUUUGUCAAAAGGGAUAGUUAUGAAAACCUAAAGAAGCUUAUAGAAGAUUGGGCAGAGUCUCCAAAACCAUUAUUUGCAAAAAUCAUCAAUCUGUAUCAUCAUCCAGGUUGUGGGGGUACUACAUUGGCUAUGAAUGUUCUCUGGGAGCUCAGAAAAAAAUUCAGGUGUGCUGUAUUAAAAAACAUAACAGCUGACUUUGCAGAAAUUGGAGAACAAGUGACCAAACUGAUUACCUACAAGGCAAGCAGCCAUCAGGACUAUAUUCCUGUACUUCUUCUUGUGGAUGACUUUGAAGAACUAGAAAAUGUCUACAAUCUACAAGAUGCCAUUCAUUCCAGUUUAGCAGAGAAGGAUGUACGAUAUGAAAAAACGCUGGUAAUUAUUUUAAACUGCAUGAGAUCCCAAAAUCCUGAAGAAAGUGCCAAGUUAGCAGACAGUAUUGCACUAACAAACCAACUUUCUCUCAAAGAACGGAGAGCUUUUGGGGCUAAACUGAAAGAAAUUGAAAAAGAACACAAGAACUUUGAGAACUUUUAUUCCUUCAUGAUCGUGAAAAGCAAUUUUGAUGACACAUAUAUAGAAAAUGUGGUUAGAAAUAUUUUUAAAGGACAGAAUGCUGACAGUAAAGAAACACAGCUCAUUUCUUAUUUAGCUCUACUCAACUCCUAUGUUACAGAUUCUACAAUUUCAGUGCCACAGUGUGAAAUAUUUUUGGGAAUCAGGCACACUCCAUCACCUUGGGUGCCUGAAAGCAUAGAAGACAAGAUGGGAACAUACUCUACACUUAUAAUAAAAACAGAAGUCAAAGAAUAUGGGUAUAAGGGUGUACGCAUCAUUCAUUCCUUGAUUGCUCAUUGCUGUCUAAAAGAGUUGGAAAAAAGCUAUCAGUUGGAUAUGAGUCGAAUUGCACUGAAUAUGUUAAGGGAGAAACUAUUCUAUGAUUCUGGGAUAGGAAAAGACAAGUUUCAACAUGAUGUGCAAACUCUUCUUCUUACAAGACAUCGUAAGGAGCAUGGGGAUGAAACAGAUACUUUGUUUUCCCCAUUAAUUGAAGAUUUAAAGAAUGAAGACAUCGUUGAAAAUGUCUUAACUGCAGGAAGUAAUAGGUUCCCAAAGAAUGCAUUCAUUUGUCAAGCCUUAGCAAGACAUUUCUACAUUAAGAAGAAGAACUUUGACACUGCUCUGUUUUGGGCUACUCAGGCCAAAACGAAAGCACCUAACAACUCCUAUAUCUCAGAUACACUCGGUCAAGUCUACAAAAGUGAAAUCAAAUGGUGGCUGGAAAAAAAUAAAAACUGCAAAAUAAUUUCUGCUAGUGAUCUAACAUAUUUCCUAGAAGCUGCUGAAAAAGCCUCAAAAGCUUUUAAAAUGUCCCAAGAGCAAACUGAUAAGAAAGACUGUGAAAGAGGGGUUUGGUUACAACAGAGAUUCCGAAGAAAAUAUGACAUGUAUAAUACAGCUGGCUUCCUGGGUGAAAUAGAAGUUGGUCUUUUUGCUAUUCAGAUUCUCCAGCUCAUUCCCUGUUUUCAUAAAGAAAAUGACUUAUCUGAAAAACGUAUGGUAAAAUUUUUAUUGGGAAAGGUAAAUGUUCCUACAGAUCCAAAAAAUGAUUAUUAUUUGGCUCUUGGAAAAUUUACAUCUUACUUACAGAAUUUACAACCAGACUUAAAAAGGUGCUUUGACUUUUUUGCAGAUUAUAUGGUUUUUUUGAAAACAAGGACUGUCCAUAAAGAAAUUACAGAAAUCUCAUUAAGGAAGAAAAUCGGUCAUUGUUUUAUGAGCUAUAUAAGCAUUUUCAACCACUUGGAGUUGGGGACAACACAAGCACAAGAGAACCUGUUACUCCAAGAGGAAAACUGCAGGAAAAGACUAGAAAAAUGUAGAGCAGAUAGGUUUUCUUUACUCCUAGAAUAUCUUAAUCCAAAUUAUAAAGAUGCUGCGACCACAAUAGAAAGUAUAGUCAAAGACUACACCUUCUUAUUGCAGCAAAAUCUUCAAAAUCCAAUGAGAAAGGAGAAACAAAAUUUCAUCUUGGCCAACAUUAUUCUCAGUUGUCUAAACCCCAACUCAGUGUUUAUUGAACCACUUGACACAUUGAAAGAACUGCUCCGGGAAGUGUUACAACUUGCAAAACUAGAUCAUUCUUAUCCAGAUCCUUUUUUCUUAGCCUGCCUCCUGUUUUGGCCAGAAAAUGAAGUGCUAGAUCAAGAUUCCCAAUUACUGGAAAAGUAUGUUUCAUCCUUAAAGAAAUCCUUCAACAGACAGUAUAGGCGCAUGUGCAGGUCCAAGCAGGCAAGCACACUCUUCUAUCUAGGGAACGGAAAGGGUCUCAAAGGCCUUGUUCACAAGACUGAGAUAGAGCAGUACUUCAGUAAGGUACCAAAUACUAGUAUCCUCUGGCAGAAUGGAGAUGUAUGGAAGAAAAAAGAAGUCAAAAGCCUCUUGUGUCGUCUAACUGGUCAGGCUGAAGGCAAACUCAUUUCUAUACAAUAUGGAACAGAAGAAAAAAUAAAUAUACCAGUGAUAUCUGUUUAUUCAGGACCACUCAGAAGUGGCAGGCACAUACAAAGUGUAUCUUUCUAUUUAGGAUUUUCCAUGGAAGGUCCUUUAGCAUAUGAUAUAGAGCUAAUCUGAGAAAGAAGAAAUGAACUCAAAUGUGUUUAUUUAUAUACGUAUGAUUUUCCUCUAUUCUCAUAGUAUAUUGAUGACAUAGCUAGCUUACUCUAAUCACAGUACUUUUGUCUCCUCUAAAGAAUAGGCCUCUGUAGGACAUAGCAAGUUGGCACACAGUCAAGUAGAUUUAAAACAUGCAUUUCAAAAGAAUGAUAGAAGAGUGCAUUUGCAUACAUAAUUUGUUGAAUUUGAACAUAAUUUUGAUAUUCUGAAUUUAUAAAAUAUUUUGACAAUACAAACUAAGUGACACAAAUACUAGAAAACUUUAUUAUUGAAAUCACUAUAAGUACAUGGAGAGGAGCCAGAGAGAUAGUAUAGCUGGUAGGGCUUUUGCCUUCCACAAUGACAACCCAUGUUCAAUUCCCAACAUUCCAUAUGGUCCCCCAUGCCUGCCAGGAGUAACUCCUGAGUGCAGAAUCAGGAGUAACCCCUGAGCAUUGAUGGGUGUGGCCCAAAAAUCGAAAGAAGAAGCAGAAGAGGAAGAGAUUCAGAAAACUAAACAAUCAAAAAAGUCAAGUUUAAAGAAAAAUAGAGGGAUAUGACAAGCUCUUUCAAUAUUUCUAUAGUUGUUCACAUGUGAUAGCUAGUUUAUUUUGUGUUAUUUCAAGAUAGUGUCAACUCUAAGCAUUACAAAUCAAAUGAAAAUUUAUUUCUGCUAAGGACAAGGAGACACUUUCUAACUACUAAUAAUCACAGCUGGUCGAUGUUGGAAGAAGCUUCCUGGAAAGGCAGUGAACUUCUAGUGACCUGAUGUGUUCAAGCUGACACAGAAUAAUCAUCUUGAAAGUGUGCUGUAAAAUAGGUUGUCAAACUCACUGUGAUUAGGGGACAGUUCUUCAAUUCAUUGUGGUCCAAUAUUUUAUAAAUUGUAAUAAAAAUAAAUUGGAAGAAAUAAGAAAGAAAAAAUAUAAAUUCUGUGUUUUGUAGGACAGAAGUUGGGUCACACUGACUGUGCUCAGGGAUUACUCUUGAUUUUGUACUCAGGGGUCACCUAUGUUGGGAAUCAAAGCCAGCACACAAGGCAAGAUAAUACAAGUGCCUUAACUGCAGUACUAUGCCUCCAGCCUUGAAAGUCAAUAUUUUAAUUAUCAGAUUUAAUGAAGAUAAAGUUGAAUUUCAAUUAUUAGCAUUAGAGCAACAGAAAAGGGAAACAUAAAAAAAGAAACUAAAACUGGGAUUCAUUGUAAAUGUAUGUAGCACUGUCGCACUGUCGUCCCGUUGUUCAUCGAUUUGCUCGAGGGGGCAUCAGUAACAUCCCCAUGUGUGAGACUUGUUGUUGCUGUUUUUGGCAUAUCGAAUAAGAGACGGGUAGGUUGCCAGGCUCUCCCAGAGGACAGAGGAAUCGAACCUGGGUCGGCCACAUGCGAGGCAAAUGCCCUACCCACUGUGCUAUAGCUCCAGUCAUUAUAAAUGUAUAUUUAAGAUCAAUAUGGAGAAGUUCACCCUGAGCAUGUCAUUGUCUUCAAAGGCAACUGAAAACAGUUAUGAGUGAUUUAGAAAUUUAGUGAUUUAGAAAUAUAGAUUACUAUAUGCAUACAUUAGAUAAGUAAUAUGCAUGUUCAAAUCUUUAGUGUUCAGUGUGAAAAAAGAGCUUGUUUCUAACCUAGAUCAUAUUGACAACAGCGCUAUUUUCAAAGAAUGAUGUAAAUCUAAACUGAUUCUGUGUUUUUAUUUUUAAUUUCUUUCAUAAUGAAAAUAUCAGCUUUAUAAAAUGAAGAUGACGAGAAUGGGAAAUAAGAAACUUAAGGGCAUGUAUGUAACUCAGAAAUGGAGCACUUUACUCACAUGUAUGAGGCUCUGGAUUUUAUCCCUAGAACUGCAAAAAUAAAAAGAAAGAAAAAGAACAGAAACACUUUCAUCAUGCUCAAAAUAUUUGUUCAGAGUGAAGCAAGUGAAGCUGUAUUUUUAAAAUUCACUUAAAAUUCUCUAAUAGUUACUGUUAGAACAAUGUAUCAUAUACAUUUAUAAUUGUCAUUUUAAAGUCAAUGAAUUCCAUAUCUAUGAAAAAAUUAAAUAUCAAUCUAAUGUUUAUUAAUAUUAAUUUCAUAUGAAUAUUUAAUUGAGAAGUAUCAAUUACAUAUUCUGAUUGCAUCCUGACUUAUUAUAGGCCAAUAAAUCUUUAA